Messenger RNA from Protopolystoma xenopodis, 867 nucleotides. NCBI's taxonomy places the organism in Eukaryota, Metazoa, Platyhelminthes, Monogenea, Polystomatidea, Polystomatidae. The record is from the annotation of a GenBank genome assembly.
CUUGUAUACAACUCCAGUCCACUUCUUCUUGCCAGAGUUCUGCAUCCGCGCAUAGUUAGCAGCCAUAUGGCACGCAUGUUGGCUAGCCCUGAGACACGGAUCCUGGCGGGCGCCCUUCGGCUAGCUCAUUUGCUUAUAGAUCAGGUGCCUAGCGUAUUUCCUGCUUAUUUUCGUAAAGAGGGCGUUCUCCAUCGAGUUACCCGACUCUCCAGAGCUCCACUGACCGCUGCUCUAGCAUCUUCAUCCGCGUCAUGCCUCCUGUCGGGCGAGAGUAUCAGGCCAGUCGGGUCAACUGACGGAUUAUACACUUCAACGUCCACUACGUCUACAAACCCUAACUCCUUGUUUGGGUUACCUUAUCUGGCUACCACUACUGCCGCUGCCAUUGACUCCAACACGGAGACUGGUAGCUCAGCUUUACCCCCAUCACUGCCAUCGGAAAUUCCACAGGAAUUGCUGACCGUACCGAAUAAUUUGAGUGUUCCAGCUUCAUCUCCAAGCUCACAUCAGAAUCGCCUAACCGAUCUUUUCCAUCGAUGCCAUAGACUUCCACGAACUUGUCAACCCACUACUAUUUCUUCAGUCUCUUCUGCUAUUUUGCCUGUCAUGCAAAACGAGCCAUCUAAUACUGCGAAUGGCACCAUUGAUGGCCAUUCUUAUAUUAUCUCGCAGGCCUCGACAGGUAUUACUUCUUGUUCACGUCUGGUAAAGCGCGGUAUAGGCGCAGCCAUGCAAUUUUCCAAACAGGAGACAUGCACGCGAAUGACUGAUGAGGCAAGUUUCGUGGAUGCGGCUAAGGAUGAAUCACUUUUAGCAUAUUCUUCCUCGAUAAGAGAUGUAUAUCUAUCACCUAGUCUGCCUCAUUAA